Paramacrobiotus metropolitanus is the source of this 1261-nucleotide messenger RNA. RefSeq lists its product as uncharacterized. Lineage: Eukaryota; Metazoa; Tardigrada; Eutardigrada; Parachela; Macrobiotidae. The transcript is spliced from 3 exons. Bases 290 to 976 code for a protein of 228 amino acids. The record is from RefSeq and is a predicted model, not a curated record.
AACGGAUACAUGGUGAUAUUUUCAUACUUUGCUUCUGGCAAUAUGCUUCGGAAAAUUAUUCUGCAUUUACAAACCAAUAUUUUAUGAUAUUAAACGACUUCGCCAGCGCUUACAUGCUAUACCUUAAAGGUCACCCGAUCGUAACCGCGUGAACUCUGAUUGUUUGACCCAGUCGAUUGCAGCCGCGUUGUGUCUCCACAAACAGUGUUUGCUAAUUUAGCUGAUCAUAAAGCCGGAACUGGUCGUUACAUCGUCUCCAAAGCCCACUCGCCUGUGGAACCGCAUUCCCAUGGUGGUUUUCGGGAUCAUCCAGAUUUUGGUCGGACUGGCGCUGAUGAUCAACGACAUUAUCGGGUUCAUCAUUUUUCCGUCGUACAACCAGUGGGAGAGCGUCUCCCACCGUGAAACCGGAAGCUCUCAGUCAAGCUCGGUUACUCGUAUUACGAGUCGCCUCAUCAGCCAGGGAUCCUUGCCAUACAGCGCCGUGGGCUCGGUGUUCUUAGUCAUGGGCAGCUUCUUCGUUAUCAUCGGAAUGUUAGGCAUCAAGGCCGGUGAGCGCUUGCCGGUCGGCACUCCGCCGUCAUCCCGAAUGGCCCUUCUGAUUGCGUCUAUCGAUAUCGUUAUGAGCAUCCUGGGUGCGGUAGGCUCAGUGGUGUUGAUUGCGCUGUCGGUUGUUACACUGGGACCUUCAGUGCAGUUCGGUCUGCAUAUCGUCAUGUUUCUGGCUAACCUGGGACAGUCGACCGUGGCGGGGAUCAAUCUGUGCAAGUUGACCACGACAUUGAAAGGACCGCAACAGAUCAUCGUCCGUCCAUCAAGCACUUGUCCCGGAGUACAGGCCCUAUUCUGCGGUCAAGACGGACAGCCGGUGUAUGUUGUGCUGACUCCAUCAGCUGGACCAACAGCGCCUACGCAGCAGGAAUCCAAUGUGGGACCACCUCUCAUUAAGCAAAACAAUGUGAACCAGAAGGUUUAGUGAUACUGUAUUGUGGUUGCCGCAUGGCAUUAAUAUUGGUCCGUUUUGUGGGAACGAGAUGUUAGCAAUUAGCGUCUGCUUUUAUUAGCAGCUACACAGCAAAUGUUCACGUUAUAUUAUGUAUAUCAUCCUUUGUUUCCUUCUGCUGCUUAUUCGAUAAAAGCCAUCCAACAACCAUAAUCAUAUCAUCCAUGGUCAAAUAUUCUGUGGAAUUAAUGUUCGCUAUACUGUAGGCAGCUUUGCUACUAAUCAAGGUUUCCGAGUUUUAGAAUUAAAAUUAUCGUA